AGAGAGGUUUUGUAACGGCCGGAAAUGGCCUCCUUUACCUUCAAACCCCUCCUCCUUCAACAAACUCAACUACACCUCUCCUCAUUCUCUCUCUCUAAAAACUUCAAUUUCUACUUUUCUUAUGAUAUUACACCCACCAAACAUCAACUUAAGAAGCUACGCGUUUCCGCUCAUUCCGCAACGAGCUUGUCUGAAGACGUAGCCGAAGCAAAUUCAGGAAACGACGUCAAUGCCGAUUUUCUCUCUGGGCUUUCUUCUUUUGCUGUUGCUGAUGAUGUAAGUAAUAAUUCUCAUGUAAGAAAUCAUAACCGUGCGCAGAAACCAAUUGAGAAAAGAGUUAUACUCAAGGAUAGACAUGCUGCCAAGAUUGGUCUCAAUUCUAAAUCAAGAAAACAAGUGGUUUCUUCUUCUUCUUCUUCUUCUUCUUCUUCUUCUUCUUCUAUUAGGUUCAAAGCUACACAUUCGGUGAAUAGUAAUUUGAUUGAGCAUAAGAAUAAUAAUAAGGUGCCAGAUAAGCAAAAGGAGAAGAGAAGAAGUAAGAAAGACAAAAUUGAUUCACCAGAAUCUACGCUUAGGGUUGGUUUGGAUAUGUGCUCUAAAAGGGGUGAUGUGGUCGGUGCAAUUAAGCUGUAUGAGUUGGCUAAGAAAGAAUUCAUUAAAUUGGGGCAGUACCAUUAUGCUGUACUUUUAUAUCUUUGUUCUUCUGCAGCUACUGGUAUUGUUCAGCCCGCAAAAAGCGGGACCGGCACUCGCAGUUUGAGUUCUGGCUCUGAAUCUUUUAUUGAAUUCAGUGAUAUUCGGAAAACAACUAAACAAAUUGGUACUGAUUUUAGUGAUGUACAAGGGGAUUCUUCCAGAAGAAAUUCUGUUAAUGGGUCUAUGGAGAUUUAUCCAGAAUCUUUAGAUGAUUUGGUUCGUUUUCUGAAACAGAAAGCCGAUAAUUCAAAUAGGAAUGAUGAUAAAAGUAAGAGUUACGGUGUUCAAGUAAGUGAAGAGGUGAAGAGGGCUGCACUACGUAAAGGGUUCGAAAUAUACAAUGAAAUGCGUUUGGAAAAUAUCCCAAUGAACGAAGCAACAUUUACAUCCGUGGCUAGAAUGGCCACGGCUUUUGGUGAUGGUGACAUGGCGUUUGAUAUGGUCAAACAAAUGAAAGAAUACGGUAUAAACCCUAGGCUGAGAUCCUACGGGCCUGCUCUAUCUAUAUUUUGCAGUAAUGGAGAUAUUGACAACGCGUUUAAAGUCGAAAGCCACAUGCUUGAGCAUGGUGUCUAUCCAGAGGAGCCCGAACUCGAAGCACUCCUUAAGGUAAGUAUAGAUGCUGGAAAGAGUGAAAAGGUAUAUAAUGUUUUGCAUAAACUUAGGACAAGUGUGAGACAGGUGUCGUCUUCCACAGCAGAGUUGAUUGAGAGGUGGUUUACGAGCAAGACUGCUUCGAGAGUUGGUAAAAGAAAAUGGGAUCAAAAUUUAAUUAUCGAAGCAAUGAAAAAUGGAGGUGGUGGGUGGCAUGGAAAGGGUUGGUUGGGUAAAGGAAAAUGGACCGUGUCUCGUUCGCCUGUUGAUUCUGAUGGAUUAUGCAAAUGUUGUGGUAAAAAAUUAGUUACCAUUGACCUUGACCCGGUGGAAACGGAAAAUUUUGCCAAGUCUGUGGCAUCUAUAGCUGCUGAGAGAGAGAAAGAUUCGAGCUUUCAGAAAUUUCAGAAGUGGCUCGACUAUUAUGGACCCUUUGAGGCAGUCGUCGAUGCUGCAAAUGUCGGUCUUUACAGCCAAAGAAGUUUUAAACCAUCAAAGGUGAAUGCUGUUGUGAAUGGAAUACGGCAGAUGCUUCAUUGUAGAAAAUGGCCGCUUAUAGUAUUGCAUAACAGGCGUAUUAACGGAGGGAAAAUGGAGGAACCUUUCAACAAAGCAUUGAUAGAAAAGUGGAGAACUGCUGAUGCUAUCUACGCGACGCCUACUGGUUCAAAUGAUGAUUGGUACUGGCUUUAUGCAGCUAUAAAGUGCGGAUGCUUACUAGUGACAAACGAUGAAAUGAGAGAUCACCUUUUUCAACUGUUUGGGAAUGAUUUUUUCCCUAAGUGGAAAGAAAGGCAUCAGGUUCGUUUCAGUUUUACUGAAACCGGUCCUACAUUUCGCAUGCCGCCUCCAUGUUCUGUUGUUAUACAGGAAACAGAGGAAGGGCAAUGGCAUAUUCCUAUUGUAUCAGAAUCUGAAAACGAGGACGAACGAAUAUGGUUAUGCUGCUCUCGAUCAAACUCUUCUUCUCCUUCUUCUUCUUCUCAUCACCAAAAUCAAGAAUCAGAGAUUCCCCGAACGCAAAAGAAGAAGAGAGAAGCAAGAAUAAGUGUCGAAACUGUAUUUGGUGAAUCGGGAAAGCGCAAUCACAGGAAAAAUAAUACGCUCCUUGCACAACUUGAGACUGCAGAGCAACUUGGAGACUGUGCUAUCGAUUUCCAAAUUUAGAAUGGAAACAAACAUCUUUGUAGUAAGUAUACCUUCUUCAUAUAUAUUUCUUCUUCUAACCUA
Erythranthe guttata (spotted monkey flower) is the source of this 2520-nucleotide messenger RNA. RefSeq names its product proteinaceous RNase P 1, chloroplastic/mitochondrial. Lineage: Eukaryota; Viridiplantae; Streptophyta; Magnoliopsida; Lamiales; Phrymaceae. The record is from RefSeq and is a predicted model, not a curated record. Gene Ontology annotation, biological process: tRNA 5'-leader removal. Gene Ontology annotation, molecular function: ribonuclease P activity; protein binding.